Molecule: messenger RNA, 1570 nt
Organism: Onthophagus taurus
Lineage: Eukaryota; Metazoa; Arthropoda; Insecta; Coleoptera; Scarabaeidae
Product: facilitated trehalose transporter Tret1-like
Biological process (GO): transmembrane transport
Cellular component (GO): membrane
Molecular function (GO): transmembrane transporter activity
Source: RefSeq, a predicted model, not a curated record
UUUUUUUAUAGUAGUCAGUAAAUUGACAUCACAGAAUCACAUUAAGUAAAAGAAAAUUUGCCAUGAGAACAUUAUUAAAAUAGAAUUAUUAGAAGAUGUUUUAAAAGGUCAACAAAAACUCCAAAAAUUGGAAACAAUGCUUUUUCAAUUUGGCUCAAAAAGUUAUCCAAAAAGUGUACAAUUCUUCAGCGUUAUAAUAGCAUGUUUUGGCGGGAUAGCACUUGGAAUGCAUUAUGGUUGGACAUCACCCGUAACUCCAAUAUUAAAAAACCUUUACACAGAUCUCUCCGAUUAUCAAAUAACAAUAAUCGAAACACUCUACAUGAUCGGUGGAUUAUUAGCACUUCCUCUAACUAUAUUCAUUUGUGAUCGACUUGGAAGAAAGAAAGCAAUUUUAAUCUCAGCUAUAUUUAAUUUAACAUCAUGGAUAAUGAUCGCGUUGUCAAAAUCAUUAACAACGAUUUAUAUCGCAAGAUUUCUUUGUGGAAUUGCCGGUGAUAUUGGAUUUGUAGCUGGGCCGAUGUAUAUAGCAGAAAUAUCAUCGAAAUCAAUUCGAGGAUUAUUAACGGGAUGUUUUUUUAUCGCUUGGUUGACAGGAAUUGUUAUAAUUUAUUCGGUAGCUCCUUUUGUUAAUUUAACAACUUCUUCGAGUGUUGGCGCUGGAAUUGUUUUAAUACAAUUAACGACAUUAAUUUUUUUGCCGGAAUCGCCUUAUUAUCUUUUAUUGAAGAAAAAUGAAAAGAAAUCGAAACAAUCUUUAAUGUUUUUUCGAAACACACAUAAUAUUGAAUUGGAAUUAAAUGAAAUAAGUGAAGCUGUUGAACGCCAAGAGAAAGAAAAAGGACGUUUAAUUGAUUUAUUUAAAGACAAGGGAAAUCGGAAAGCUUUAUUUAUUAUGACAAUUUUGAAUGCUUCGCAACAUAUGGCGUCAAUUAGUGUUAUGUUGAUGAAUUUACACACAAUUUUAAAAGACGCCGAAGGAAUUAUUCCACCUGAAUCUUCAGCAAUAACAUUUUCGGUUGUUAUGUUACUUUCAGCAACUAUCACAAUCUCAACGGUAGAUAAAUUUGGACGUAAAAAUUUAAUGAUUUACUCCAGCACCUUGACAUGCAUUUCAUUAUUAAUUUUAGCCACUUACUUUGCUUAUAAAGAACAUGAUGGUGAUAUAACAAACAUUAAAUGGAUUCCUGUUGUUGCGGUUAUUCUUUUCGCGAUCGUUUUUAAAGGUGGAAUGGGCAUGGUACCGAUUGUGAUGAGUGGUGAAGUAUUUCCAACGAGUGUUAAAUCGAUGGGAAUGACGAUUGCUGAUGCAAUUUAUGUGAUUUUUGGCGCGGUUUCCAUUUAUAUUUAUCAGGGAUUAGUGAUAGUUGUCGGAAUUUACUGUCCGUUUUAUUUAUUUGCGUUGUGCUCUUUUGGAACAUUGUUGUUUUCGAUCUUUUGUAUUCCAGAGACGAGAGGAAAAACGUUGGAGGAGAUUCAAAUGAUUUUAAAAGGUGUAAAAAAUGAACCGUGUCAAAACGGUGAGGUUAAGAAAGAGGUUAUUCGAAUAAAAUCGUUUGAGAAUUUAUAA